CGAAGUGGACAUGAGUUGGUCGUCCAGAUGGUCGCCGUUACGGAUUAUAAUUUUCAUUUUACUCAAAUAUGGGACAAUGCAACCGACUCUGACGAUGGAGGAGACCUUGUUUUCGCGUCUGAUUGUCGCUGCCUCUCACACGGCAUUGUCCGGCGAUCUCGAGGUCUUUAUCAUGAAUUUAGGGGAGAGGAGAACAACAACAGAUGCACCUAGGAUUGAAACAACCACUGAGGAGGAGGCUGACAUUAUCAUGGAGCAGGAGGAGGGAGAGAUGGAUAACGAGGAGUAUGACUCCUGGAUGCCACCUACUCCGGAUCGUGAUCCCUUUGUUCUUAGAGUUAUGCGGCUCGAUGGAUUUACAUCGGAACUAGUUGGCGAGGUAACUGUCGAAACUCCGAUGGUUCAAACUGGAAAUGUCUCGCUCACUGUUCCGUGCGGAUUCUUCUCUCGUGGUGGAGCUUAUUCUCUUGUACUCGAGCGCAGCUCUGUGCCACCUACUUCAAAAUUCACUGAUUUCAGUAAUAUUCAGGUGAGAACAACUUUGGACGUGAGAUGGCCAACUCCAUCCCUCACUAUGGAGCCCCAGCACUUCAACACUUACCCCGAUCAGCCAGUUCUGGCGACCCUCGAGUACACUGGAAUCUCGUGUGCACCCGCCGAGGGACUCCCAGUUGACACUUACUCACUUCAGCUUAUCUACUGUGGGGCCAGUGUGCUGUCCUGUGAUCCGAGAAAUCGGAGUAUUCCUCAGAUGCUGUACAACGAGGAAAUCAAGGGAUUUCCGAUGCAAAAAAUUCUCUAUAUGCGAUGUGAAUUCUUCGGAUUAGCUGGCCAUUAUGCGCUGAGGUUAAAGCCGACCGAUGGGAACUCAACUGCACCGAUGAUCUCUGCAUACAUCAAGGUUGAAAUAUCAAACCAAUACGUUUUCAACGUUCACGCAAGAUCAGUCUACCCGUGCGAUGGAAAUUCAGGUGGUCUCUCAGUUCUCUUCGAGUAUCCAUCCUGUCGUCUUCAGGAGGAUCGUGUCAGGGUGUAUGGCCGCCUAAGGGCUGACGUAGCAUCCCUAGCACCACCAUCAACCCUGCACUACGUUGCUGAGCUUAAAGCACCACCUGGCAAGCACACACUAACAUUUGACUGUGAAAUAUUCACUGAGAAAUUUGUCGAGUACUGCUUUGUCUAUGUCAGCCAGGCGAUUAACAAUGCGAUGGCUGAAGUCAGAGUAGAUUGCAUUCCUACAUUUCCUGUUCAAGACAGUGAUGCGGGUGACUGGGGUCAAUGGAGCCCCUGGAGUCCCUGCAGCAGUACCUGCGUGGGUGGUGUUCGAAAUCGCUACAGAUUCUGUGACAAUCCACCACCGCGUUAUGGUGCUAAAUUCUGUCAGGGAAAAGCCGUGGAAACUGAGCCCUGCGGUGGCUCCGGUGUGCUGAAUCUAAACAGCAAUUUGACACCGAACGACUGGGAGUGCAAUCAUGGAAAGGGUCUGGCGGUUGAGAGGCCAGAGGUUACUGCGGAAAUUGGCAACAAGUGCCGGUGUGGUUGUCUUGUCAAUCUGCGAAAUGAAACUGAGAGGAGGAUAUUGGCUGCUAGCACACGAGCCUGCCCAGGACGAUCAUUCUGGUUGAUUCAGACUGAAGCAGAAUACGCGAUCAAACUUCACUUCGAUCAAACAAAGUUCCCGUGCCCUGGACAGUACGUGAGAGCACGAGACGGUGAUUCAUUGAGUGCUGAACUCUUAGCUGAUAUUGCAUUGGAUAAAAGUCCAUCAGAAUCUGGCACAAUAAUUUCGAGUGAAGAGAGACUCCUCCUCGAGUUCUUCAGCGAUGAAAUUGUGGUGGCCAGGGCAUCCUGUGUCGGUGGAUUUCUCGCUCAUGCCUCGAUAUUCUUGAAACCUCAGAUGGAAAAUGGAACAGCGGAUACAACCGCAGUCCUCAUUGGUCCAAAAGUCAUGGCUGCCGCCGGACGCUGGGCAAUGUGGCUUUCCCCAGCUCAUCUCGCUGCCGCAUCACUCCUACUACUCAUGUUUCUCGUCUCCAUCAUUCUCGCUCUGCAGUAUGCGGUCAAAUACAGGAAGUAUCAGGUUGCCGAGGAUCUGGACAGCCUGACUGACAAUUCAACCUGCAGUGGAUCUAUGCAGGGCUUGGCCAGACGUGCGAGAGCUAUUUCUUCAGCAACUUUAAUCUCAGAAGUUGUUUCCUUGGUUCGAUUAUCUCGGAGGGGAUCAUCGGGGCACGGACGGCUCGAGGAAACCACUGGUGAUCUUGAGGACGGCUAUGAAAGCACGGAGACUCAAGCGGAAAUGGAGGAGGCGCAGAGCGUGGAGUCAAUUACCCCACGACAAAAGGAUAACGACGAAAGUGGCUCUCAAAAAACUAUAGUGCCAAGCACACGAAGCACUCCAUCCAGACGUUCCUCCGUAUCAAGCACAGCCACAAUCGGCCAGCCUGAGAUCAAAUUCGCCAGACCAGUUAAACUCCGUACAGUUGGUCCAAUAAGUCCCGUGUCCGAGGAGGCAUCGAGUUCGGAAAACGAUCGACGAUACAGCACAACCAGCGGCUCCAACAGUGCGAAUAACGGAUUUUCCCCUGCCAGUACAUCCUCGAACAUCUCGACGCUGCGUUGUGGCAAGGAGACGAAAGACCGCAGGAACCGUGAGCGUCUGCUGCAGGGUCCAGGCUCUGAAUUCAGUCUAGCGAAUCCCGACACAGACCUCGAGCUCGACUACUACGACUACAACGUGGUGAAUGCCGGUGCAGCCCCGGGCUCAUACCUGGGCAUGGACCCGGCAUUUCUUGUGUGGAUACCCCCCCUGACCCCGGACUCAGAGCUCCUGGACUCCCUCAAGGAGGACCACCACUACGAGGAGAUUCCCGGUCGAAUGCCCCUCGACACAGAGGGCACAUCGCUCACCCCAGGUGAAUACAAAACGAUAAAAUACGAGCAGAACUCAAUUCCCAGGCGAUUGGACCCAGGGGAGUGUCGACUGCACGACGAAAUAAUCUCGGAAUACCGUGCACGUCUCAGCGAGGGAAUCCUCCCAAUUCACAGGAUUCUCGAGGAGUCGAGAACACGAAUAAGCGAGGAGUCUUUAUCACGUCCCAGCGAUAAUAAUCCUCAAGUUGACAUAAUUCCAAAUCGAUUGAGGGAUGAGGAUUACAAGGAGAGAGUUGGCGCCGAUGACUUCGAGAGACCGAGGAGUGCUAUUUGCCGGAGGGACAACGAGAGGAGAACUCCAGCUGCUAUUAGAAACAGAUUGCAGGAGUAUGUCGAUAACAGUGAGGGCAGUGAGGUGAUUAGGAGAUCGAGUGACGUUUCCAAGGGAUUGAUGGGCAAGAGGAGGGCUCUGAGACGAGACUCUUCCAGGGACAGUGAUCGAGAUGUCUGCGAGGUGAAGGAGGAGUUCAUUCUUCCGAGGACUCCUGGGUGUCAGAGGCGGUACAAGGACAUUGCGGAUUUUAAUGGGGUUGACGGGGGGGAGAGGAGGGGGAGCAAUGAGAGCAUUCCCAUGAGGGAGAUCAGGAGGAGCUGCGAGUCACCUGUCAGGGUGCACAGGUCCAAGGAGGCGAAGGAUAUUUAUAUUUUGAAGGAGAAGGAGGUGGGGAGCCCUGACUAUGGGGUCGAGUGUGAGGGGAAGGGGACGAGGGAGAGUUUCUAUGACUUCAUUGGGGAGGAUGAGGAUGGGAUCAAGUUCGCCGACGAUGAUGAGGAGGAGGGGGAGGGGUAUGUUGAUAAUAAAGUGGCGGUGUAA
This is a messenger RNA of Diachasma alloeum, 3748 nucleotides long. RefSeq lists its product as uncharacterized. The transcript has 13 exons. The record is from RefSeq and is a predicted model, not a curated record. The coding region runs from base 11 to 3748 and encodes 1245 amino acids. Gene Ontology annotation, cellular component: cell periphery. Lineage: Eukaryota; Metazoa; Arthropoda; Insecta; Hymenoptera; Braconidae.